Molecule: messenger RNA, 1107 nt
Organism: Oikopleura dioica
Lineage: Eukaryota; Metazoa; Chordata; Appendicularia; Copelata; Oikopleuridae
Source: the annotation of a GenBank genome assembly
AUGAUGGUGGCGGAUAUGAUUUCCUUGGCGCAAACAGAGAAAAGUUACGAUCCAUUUAUUCUGGAAGAAUUUGAAACGGCCAAGCUCAAAAUCAAACUAGGAACAUUAGAAGAAACCAUCACAGGAGCUUCCGGAGUCGGGGAUGAUAUCGUGAAAGAAGAAAUCCGCGAAAAUGGCCUGGUAGCGAAUCUUUUUUACCCAGAAAAUUGCAAAACAGCUCCAGGAGUGCUGCAUAUCAACGGAUCAUUAAAUCAUAUUCAAGAUGCACGAGCAAUAAGACUGGCAAGAGAAGGUUUUGUUGUGAUGGAAGUCGGUUACAAUGUUCAGAAAUACGGGAAUGAAAACUUCAUGAAGAAGAACCUCCUUUCAUUGGAGUACUUCGAAAGCGCCGCAAAAACUCUUCUCGCGCAUGAAAAAUGCUACGGGGAUCGUCUAGCUGUUGUUGGCCAAUGCAAAGGAGCUGACAUCGCACUUGGCUUUGCAUCAAUCUGCCCGGAACUUGUCGAGCUCACUGUCACUCAAGCGGGCUCAAUUCCAGCCCCAAUCGCGUGUGACUUAUCCUAUGGAAAUAACAUCUUCAAAAAGAUGGAGUUGGCGGCGUCGGCCGAUAGUUUGCCGCUUGUUACGCAUCUUUUUACAUUCACAGAUGAUGGAUUCAUUAGCCCGACUUGGGGAACAUUCGGAGUUCUUCAUGGACCCGACGAUUUUCUUUUCAAAAUGGAUGAUGAAGAAAAAUGGCAAAUAAAUUACGAUGAGGCGGCGAAAAUCAAACAGACAGGAUUUCCGCUCAAGAAUAUUCCGAAGAUCUUCCACUUUCAGCCACUUGAUGAUCCUCAUCUUGCCCCGUCUCAAGCUCAUUCAAUGGAAAUCUCUGAGCUCUUUUUAGAAGGUCUACCGAAUGUUCAAAAACUUGACUUUCUUCAUUCCGGACACAUGGCUGUUUUACCGGAAGUUCCUGUUGUUACGCAAUCUGUGAUGGCAUACGGACCCUUGAAAUUACUCGUCAAAUGGAGCAGGAACGAAACAAAGGAGCAAAAACUCAAGGAAGCUCAAGAACACAGAAGACUGUUUGAUAAUAUAGUUUCGAUCCUAAAAGAAAACAUGUAG